AUUUAAGUAUAAAGUUGUAUUUAUAUUACAACUUUAUAUAAUUUACAUUUAUAAAAUUGUAUUAUUACACUUAAUUUGUUGUUAUAUUAGUUUGUAAUUUGUUUUACUAAAUUUUCAAUUAAAAAUGGAAAAACGUUUAUCUAUAGAAAGUGAACAGUCUGCUCGAUUACAUUUGAUUGCACCUAGGACAUUUUCUAACCAGUGCAAUAUUAUGAAUAAAGGAGCGGCUGAUUGGUCUGAAAAUGGACUUUUAGCUUAUGGAGCACAUAACCUUGUAGUAGUGAUUGAUUCUAAUAAAGUUAUUCCAGUUCAGUGUUUUACCUACCACAAAUCAGCAGUAAAAAAACUUUUAUGGGUUCCAUUUGACAGUGAUUCAGGAGCAUCAUCAGAACUCGUUUCUGCUGAUUUUUCUGGUGAUAUUGCUUUAUGGGAUGUAUGUCGAGGACGACUCAUUACAUGGAUAGACUCAGAACAAGCAAAACCUGUUAUUGGAUUAGGAUGGUUACCAUCAUCACCACAUAAUGAUUUAUUGUUAGCUAUUCUUCACUCUCCUUUCACAUUUUCUGUAUUUGAUGUCCGUAAAGGUACCAGACUAUGGAAGAAAACUUUUGUUGAGACAAUUAAUGACUUUGCUUUUGAUCCAUUUCAUCAACACAAAAUUGCAUUUUUAUGUUCAGAAUGUAUAUUACUUUUUGACAACUUUGAUAGAAGAACUACUCUUAAUGGAAAUGGGAGAAAACUUUAUAUUUCUAACAGUGCUACAAGCGAAAGUAGUAUUGUAACUGAAGAAUCUUCACGUCCUAGAACUAGGUUUAAAAGAUUGAUGAAAGGAUUAGUACUUGGUGAAUCUCAACAAAAGGUUGAUUCUACUUUAACAGCUUAUGAAUGUAUACAGUUUACAUAUCAUAAAGCUUUACGAAAUCAUAUUCUUCUUAUGUAUCAGCAUGAUAUAAUAAUUCUAGACUUAGAUAUUAGUAUGACUGUUGGUGUAAUUAGUAUUGAUCGAUGUCUUUCUCCUUUUAUACAGAUUUACUCAUGCCGACAGCGUGAUGUUGUGUUUUGCCUUCAAGAAUCUGGCAGUUUAUCAGUAAAACUUAGGCGUAAACCUAUCGCUAAUUAUUUAAAUUCACCCAUGGAUGCUUCUCCAAUAGCUGUAUCUGGAAAUGAAUCUUCGACUGAUACAUAUUUAUGGUAUGAACAUAAAGCACAAAGUGAAAUUAUUAGGCAAGCGAAAAAUUCAAAAGUACUCGGAUUUGUUGUUUGCCCAAUUACUGAAAAACAUUGCGCUGUAUUACUAAGUACUGGUAAAGUAAUGAUUUUUGAAUUGGAGAAAAUCAUGUCAACAUUCAAUGACACAACAUUUUAUCUAGGUCGGCAUGAUGGUCAUAAAAUUGCUUUAUGCAAUACAUUUCCUUCAUUUAAUGAUAAUCAAGGUUUAAUACCUAAAGUUCGUUUAUACCCUCGUAGUAUUUUACCAAGUCUGGAGUCUACAUUGAAUGUCAUUAAAUAUUGUCCACCACUGACUUCUACCAAUAGAACAAAAUAUAAACCUCUUUUAGCUGUGGGUACUGUUUCUGGAAAUCUGGCUAUUUUUAAUUUAGCCACAGGGCUUAUGAUGAAAGAGUAUCAUGUCCAUUCUCAUCCAGUCAGGGGUAUUGAAUGGAUAUGUCAUGAUUAUUUAUUUUCAUGGUCAUUUUAUUCAUAUACUUCAAAUACUAAGAGUCAGGUUAUAGUAACUGAUAUUCAAUGUGGACUAUCUACUCCCAUAAGAAUAACCAAAUCAGAUGAACCGCCAAUUUUAUUUAUAAAAGUUUCACCAUUAAAACAGUAUUUUAUUAUAGGUAUAAAAGAUGAACCUAUUGAAAUUUGGGAUUUGAAAUCAAUGUCAAUGUUAAGUAAAAUGUCAAAAAGGUUUCCUCCUGCAGUUUGCAUGGAAUGGGUUCAAUGUCAUAUGCAAAAAGGAAAGAAAAGUAGUUUAACUACUCCUAUUAUUGAAGAAAAUGAAAUUGGAUCGAAAUUUCCAGAAAGUUUAUUAGUUUCAGAUAUUGUUGGUAAUCUUUAUGCAUUUUUAAUUGACACCAAUAGUUUUCUAAAACCUGGAACAAUGAUUGAACCUGGAAUAGUCCUGAAACCAAAUGUAUAUUUGACAAGCAAGUUGAAUGUUGCGUUAUUAGCAGAUAAUGAUGGAGUUUUAUUUGUAUGGGAUCUUAGUAAUCCUACUGAUAAACAAAAACAUCAUAUUAAUCGUAUUGAUAUUGUUAAAUUGAAAUUUGCUCCUGGGGCAGGAAACUUUAGAUUCUUAUGUUUGUCUUCUGAUGGUAUUGAUAUUUUAAAUGUUUUUGGGUCUCCACAAUCAAUUGAAUCUAUCUCAACUCUGAAAGUUGAUAAAAAAUUACAAAUAAUUGAUGCUGAUUGGGCUAGUUCUGAACAUCCAGUUAUUCUAUUUAAUGAUCAAUCUAUUCGGGUGUUUGAUCUGAAGUUAACUAAAUCCUUUUCUUCAAUUUACAGUUAUAAAUUUGAUGAAUUACAAGGUUCACCUGUAGUUUUAGAUCGUGAUCUUUGUAGAAUGUUUCAGUUUUGGCUUACAGUUAAUGGUACAAAAGACUUUAAUAGUGAACUGGGAUUUAAUAACUAUGAGUUAUCUUUAAUAAAAAAUGCUUGUCUUUUUAUUCCAUGGAAUGAAAUGAAACUUUGUAAUAAGUUAAUUGAUAGAGCUGUAGUUGUAUGUCAAUUUCUAGGAUUAAAAAAUGAAGUACAAUUUUGGACUGUUGCAUCAUAUUAUGUUAAUUUAAACCAAGAUUCCGUAACCAGUAUAGUUUCACCGUUAGAUUCAUGCUAUGACAUUGUUUGUGACUGCAUGACUUAUAAAAAAAUGCAAUUAGAAAGAGUUUUAUUGCAUGAAUGGAAAAGAGGAGAUUAUAUGCAUAUGCGCCGUGUUGUAGAUAAAUUUAUGUUACUUGGUGAAAAAACUAAAGCCUUAAAUUUACUUUUAGCCACUAAUGUAAAUGAUCCUAAUUAUUAUACAGAUGCAUUAAAGGCAUGCUUAAUUGCAUCGGUAGAUUCAAAUAGUAAUCAAAGUACUAUAAAAUUAGUUGCAACUAAUUUAAUUGCUGACAAUAGGAUUGAUGAAGGUAUUCAGCUUUUGUGUAUGAUUGGUAAAGGAUCUCAAGCAUGUCGAUAUCUUAUAUCUUAUAAUCAAUGGGAACUAGCAGUAUGGUUAGCCAAGUGCUCAUUAUCAAAUGAUGAUUGUGAUACUGUACUUCACAGUUGGGCAGAUCAUUUAUUGACUAAUAGAGAUCAUGAAGGCGCAGUAUUAGUGCUGUUAUCAUUAAAGAAGUUCAAUAAUGUAUUGAAAAUAUUAUCAAAUAGUGGAUAUAUUUACAGGGCUGCAUUAUUAAUAUUAAUCUGUCGUCAAAAUAAAAUAAGUAUUGAUAGUGAAUUAGAAAAAGAAAUAUGUGAAAAACUUAAACGAAAACUUUACAUCAAUGGAGGUGAUGAUGAUACUGUUCAAAAUAUUUUCAAUAAUAAAAUUUAAGAUUAAAAGUAACUUCUGUGAUAUAAUUUUUAAGUAUUUAUUAUAAUUGAAUGAUCAUUGUUAUAUCCUUAGUAAUUUUUUUAUAAAUCCAUUUCUUUAUAAGCUUAUUCAUAAAAGCUGACUAAGAAUAUGGCCUUUAGUGUUGUACAAGUAUUUUUUACAUUCCUUUCACUAUAUUCAAUUUAAAAGAGAUGUUAUUAAAAACUACUAUUUUUAUUUUAUUACAUUAACACUUGAUUUAUAUUUUAUCAAAAUU
Molecule: messenger RNA, 3791 nt
Organism: Daktulosphaira vitifoliae (grape phylloxera)
Lineage: Eukaryota; Metazoa; Arthropoda; Insecta; Hemiptera; Phylloxeridae
Product: WD repeat-containing protein 11-like
Exons: 23
Coding region: 125-3535 (1136 amino acids)
Cellular component (GO): cytoplasm
Molecular function (GO): protein binding
Source: RefSeq, a predicted model, not a curated record